Molecule: messenger RNA, 1458 nt
Organism: Corticium candelabrum
Lineage: Eukaryota; Metazoa; Porifera; Homoscleromorpha; Homosclerophorida; Plakinidae
Product: pituitary homeobox 3-like
Exons: 4
Coding region: 410-1285 (291 amino acids)
Biological process (GO): regulation of transcription by RNA polymerase II
Molecular function (GO): RNA polymerase II transcription regulatory region sequence-specific DNA binding; DNA-binding transcription factor activity, RNA polymerase II-specific
Source: RefSeq, a predicted model, not a curated record
AUAGUAAAACAUGGAAGUCGUUCAGCAAGAAACUGUGGUAAGAUAUCAUUUGUUUGUUCCCUACAUUACAAGUCCAUGGAAGAUGAAUUUCCUAACAGUUUUCUGACCCUCUUUAUUAAGGUGUGUUCGUAUAUUGCCAAAAACAGAAAACACAUUCCCUUCUGUAUGGUGUGUCGACCAGGUAUGGUGCCAGUGAAAUUCAAUUUCAAAUGGCGGACGUCUAGACAGCCUCUCUCUUCUCUAGCGCCCAUUGGGAAACCCAGAGGCGGUUUUGCGGUAAAUGCAUCCUCAAUGCUUGGCGGGACAUGGUGAAUUCAUCUUAUGACUCUUGUUGGGAUUCGCUUGUCCACUUUAGCUGAGCGGGUGCUGAGGCUUCUUCUAUCUUUAUUGGAUCCCUAACGCAGUGAAUAUGAUGGCACUAGGAGACGACAGACCAUCCACUCCAACCACCAGUGACAGAGAGAGAUCUCCUCUAUCCAAACACAACCACUCGAUUGAAGGAAUUCUAGGACUAUCACAGAGUGACCGUAGCAGCUCGGUCAGUGGACUAGACGAGCACGCGCCGUCAUCAAUGGACGGACACAACGAAAGCGACGGAUUCGACGACCUCGAGGCAGAUUACCGGCGCAUACGCCAUUCGAGCAAGCAAAGACGCGAACGCACCAUCUUCACAAAGCAACAGUUUAUGGAACUCGAGGCGGCAUUUCAGAAGACGAAGUAUCCCGAUAUCUACACAAGAGAAAAGCUGGCAGAGAAUUUGGGCCUGACAGAGGCUCGAGUGCAGGUCUGGUUCCAGAACAGAAGAGCGAGGCACAGGCGCCGUCUACGCAAGACGCAGUCGAUGAAAAUGCAACCGAGCAAGAGACAGGAAGUCGAAACAGGCCACGGAAUGCACGGCCAAUAUGUUUCGACUUGGCAACAUACAGGAUUGACUAAUACAGGUCUCGAUGCCACAUCAUCGGGCGAACAGGACAUCACUAAUAUCCUUUGCGCGGGUGCGAUGAUUCCUAGAAGAGAAGCCUUUAUUGACCACCAUUCAUUUCACUCUUCAAUCAAUUCUAAUCGUCCUACGCGGAUUGCAGCCGAAAUUACGACACCUUGUUAUCCUGUUCCAGUCGGUCAUCAGCACAUGAUGGCAGGAUUUCUCCCGUCAUACCACACUCAACCACCGCCGCUCGAAUAUCAUCCGUCAAAGAGUCACUGGCCUGAGAGAUCACUACUACCGACUGCACACUUACCAUUGACACUGCAUGGGUCAGCACCCAUCAUUAAGUUUUACACGUAGACUUUCUCGUCUGUAGCAUGCGUUGCAUGUCAGUGAUGCGAAUUAUUCAUUUCUUUCUUUUUCUACUGGACAUAUCUAUCUGCCUGUGAUUUAGCUACCCUAGAGCUUUGUUAUUAUUGACAAGUCCUGUGACUGAUCAUACAAGGCGCAGAAAUAAACUGAAUGCACAUUUA